AGAAAUUUAAUAAUAAAUAACAAUAUUGGAAGAAAAUGAUAGAAAAGUACAUAAAAAUGACACUAAGGUAUUUAAAUGUGAAAUUCAUAAUAAAAUUUGUUUAAAUGAAGUUUUUAGAAAUAGAAAUGGAUUUGAUUGAGAUAAAAGGAGACAGAUAGAAUUGACUAAAAAGCAAAGAAAAUAGGAUAAUUAAAUGGAUUUAAAAAAAUUUAAAUAAUAAAUUAUUAAAAUAAUUAUGAGACAAGCCCAAACAAAGAAAUCGUUUUAUAUUUCUGAUUCUUCAUAUUACAUUUCUUUAGUAUGCAUAAUAACAUUUGAAAUAUACUCUCUUUAUAGAUUUUGGUUAAUAUGCAAAUCAAAUAAGAUAGAGGGAACAGAAGAAGGUAGAUUAAUAAAAUAAUGAUAGGAUUCUUUGGUAUAUUAAGAGAUCAUUCAGAUCCAUAAUGGGGAGAGUUUGCAGGACAUUUAAGUGAAUUAAUGAUAUUUCAAUUAAUAUUUUUAUUGGGGUCUUAUACAGUGAAAUAUAAAAGUAAAUAAGAGAAUAGAUACAAAAAUCUAUAGUAUUAUAAUAUGAUUGUUGGAUUAGGAUAUGCAUUUUAUUUACAUAAUAUUGGAAUGAUGUUUUAGAUGGCUGUAAUAGUUAGUUUUUAUAUGUUCUAAAAAGUAAUAAAUAAAAAUAUAUUAAAGAUUUGUUAUAAAAUGAAAUAUUUCAUAAUAAUAUUAUGGAGUUUUGCAUUAAUGACAUUAUGGUUAAAUGAAAAAUUUUAAGGAUAUUAAUUUAGAAUGAUUUCUGAAUCAUUAUAAUUUUUAGAUGGAUUUAGAAAUAAGAAUUAACUAGUAAGUUGGAAUCUAGUAUUUAAUAUGAUUUUGUUAAGAAUAAUAAGUUUUUCAAUUGAUAAGGUAUGGGCAUCAUAAUAAACUAAAAAUAAUAACAAUUAAAUUCAUAAUGAGAAAUAGAAUUAAGUAAAGACUUAUAGAGAUCGUGUAGAAGAGAAUUAACCUAUAGAAGAAUAUAAUUUUGUUGGUUAUCUUAGUUUUUUAUUUUAUGUGCCUCUUCUCUUUUCAGGACCAUCAAUGGGAUAUAAUGCAUUUAAUUCUUAACUAAAAACACCUUAAUAAAGUAUGAAUAGAAGUUAAGUAUUAAAAUACAUUCUUAGAGUAUAUCUUUUAGACUUUUUAACUUUUGAAGUAUUUUUACAUGUAUGUUAUCCAAAUGCAAUACCAAAAUUAGCAUAAAAUUUUCAUAUUUUAUAAAAUUUUAGUGCAUAUGAAUUUCAUAUUAUGUGUGUAAUGAAUUUAAUAUUUUUAUGGUACAAAUUUUUAACAAUAUGGAGAAUUGCAAGAGGAUGGGCUCUAUUAGAUGGUAAUAAUUGUUAAUAUAUUAAUUAUAGGUAUUGAAACACCUGAAAAUAUGAAUAGAUGUUUAUAUAACAGUUAUAAUUUUAGUGGAUUUUGGAGAUCAUGGCAUAGAAGUUUUAAUUAAUGGUUAAUUAGAUAUAUCUAUGUACCAUUAGGAGGUACUAAAUAUAAAUCAUUAAAUAUGUGGGUUGUAUUUUCAUUUGUAGCCUUAUGGCAUGAUUUUAAAUUAGAUUUAUUAUUAUGGGCAUGGAUUAUAUGUUUAGCAUUAAUUCCUGAAAUUGCAUUAAUAAAAUAUUUUGAUAAAGAAUUCUUUUAUAAAAAAUGGUGGUUUGUUUACUUAUGUUAAUUAGGAGGAGGAUUUUAAAUAUAAAUGAUGUGUUUAGCCAAUUUAAUUGGUUUUGGAAAUGGAUAUGAAGGAAUGACUUUUGUUUUCUAUAAAUUUAUGAGUUUAGAAGGCUUAAUUUGUUUUCUCUUCUAUUGUAUUGUUAGAAAUGGAUGGAUAACCACCAUUCAAUUCAGAAUCAGAGAUGAUGAAAAUGCUGAAUCAAAUGAUAAACGAUUUUGA
Messenger RNA from Paramecium sonneborni, 1924 nucleotides. The record is from the annotation of a GenBank genome assembly. Lineage: Eukaryota; Ciliophora; Oligohymenophorea; Peniculida; Parameciidae.